Mitosporidium daphniae is the source of this 447-nucleotide messenger RNA. RefSeq lists its product as uncharacterized. Gene Ontology annotation, cellular component: endoplasmic reticulum membrane; Hrd1p ubiquitin ligase ERAD-L complex. Gene Ontology annotation, molecular function: ubiquitin-specific protease binding; misfolded protein binding. The record is from RefSeq and is a predicted model, not a curated record. The transcript is spliced from 2 exons. Gene Ontology annotation, biological process: endoplasmic reticulum unfolded protein response. The coding region runs from base 1 to 447 and encodes 148 amino acids. NCBI's taxonomy places the organism in Eukaryota, Fungi, Microsporidia.
AUGUACAUCGUUUAUGUUUGGUCGAUGCUAAAUCCGGAUAUUAUCAUCCAAUUCUACUUUGUCCCUCUUAAAUCAAAAUAUUUCCCUUGGGCUCUCUUGGCGGUGAAUUCAUUUAUAUUUGACAAGUACUUCCCUUCAGAAAUGGCUGGAAUUUUGAUAGGGAAUCUCUAUGUGGCACUAUUCAAGUGUGAAUCCAAGUUAAAAUCCCUCCAUCAAACGAUAACCAGAUUAUCUUCACGGCCAGGAAAGGCACUGGGUAAGCCUGAGCCCAAUCAAGUGGCCAAAAGCCGCCUCAAGUACUUUGAAAAGACCAGCUUAAAUACUGAAGCCAAAUUUACAGCAUCGGAUUCGAAAGCCGAUUUGCUAUCAAAAAUCGAUGAUGCAGCCACUAGGCCUUCUUCCAACUGCGGAUAUAUGGCAUCUAUCACUAGCUGUAAACAGGACUAG